UAUCAUCUGUCACUAGUUACCUAUAUCUUCGGAAUCAAUACAUUUUUGAACAGUUUCUUCUACAGAAACAUUAAGGAAACAUCUCCAAAUGGCGUCUCCUCUGAAAGUGUGCAUUGUCGGCUCUGGAAACUGGGGUUCAGCCAUUGCCAGGAUAAUCGGCAGUAAUGCUCAGGCCCUGCAGCGUUUCGCCACCACAGUCAAGAUGUGGGUGUUUGAGGAGAACGUGAACGGCAGGAAUCUCACAGACAUCAUCAACACAGACCAUGAGAAUGUCAAGUACCUGCCUGGAUACAGACUGCCUGACAACGUGGUGGCUGUACCUCAGCUCCAGGAUGCUGCUGAGGGGGCUGACCUCCUAGUGUUCGUGGUUCCUCACCAGUUCAUCAGGAAGCUGUGUGAUGAGAUGGUGGGCUGUGUCUCCUCUCAGGCCAGGGGAAUCACACUCAUUAAGGGAAUAGACGAGGGUCCGGAGGGCCUGAAGCUCAUCUCGGACAUAAUCAGGGAGAAGAUGGCUAUAGACGUCAGUGUUCUGAUGGGAGCUAACAUCGCCAACGAGGUGGCAGCAGAGAAGUUCUGUGAGACCACCAUCGGCAGUAAGAUCAUGGAGAACGGCCUGCUCUUCAAGGAGCUCCUGCAGACUCCUAACUUCAGGAUCACAGUGGUGGAUGAUGCAGACACUGUAGAGCUCUGUGGAGCCCUCAAGAACAUCGUAGCGGUAGGAGCAGGGUUCUGUGAUGGGCUGAGGUGUGGGGACAACACCAAGGCAGCGGUAAUCAGACUAGGACUGAUGGAGAUGAUAGCCUUCGCUAAGCUCUUCAGUAAAGAUGGCGUCGUCUCCUCUGCAACCUUCCUGGAGAGCUGCGGCGUGGCUGACCUCAUCACGACCUGCUAUGGAGGACGCAACCGACGCGUGGCCGAGGCCUUCGCCAAGACAGGAAAGACUAUUGAGGUCCUGGAGCAGGAGAUGUUGAAUGGGCAGAAGCUCCAGGGUCCUGCUACCUCAGCUGAAGUCUACCACAUCCUCAAACAGAAGGGACUGGUGGAUAAGUUCCCUCUGUUUGUGGCAGUGUAUCAGAUCUGUUUCGAGGGCAAGCCGGUACAGGAAAUGAUCUCCUGUCUACAGAGUCACCCAGAGCAUCUGUGAGUGCAGCUAGCUAGGUAUGCUAGGCUAACCUCAGAUAGCAGAGCUAGCUCCAUCUCUCCUCUCCAGCUGCUCUCCUCUGACCUCUAUCUAUAGAGAAGCUGUUCUUUCAAACAAGGGCCAGGCCAGGCCAACCCUCCCUUCUUCUCUCCUUUCACCUCCCUCCUUCCUUCCCUCCCCACCCUUCCCUCCCUCCUUUCCCACCCCUUCCCUACCCUCCCCACCCUACCUUCCCUCUCCCUCCCUCCCUCC
This is a messenger RNA of Oncorhynchus mykiss (rainbow trout), 1393 nucleotides long. NCBI's taxonomy places the organism in Eukaryota, Metazoa, Chordata, Actinopteri, Salmoniformes, Salmonidae. The record is from RefSeq and is a predicted model, not a curated record.